UUAUUGACAAGUACUUCCUACACAUUUGGUGAACUGAUUCAAGUGAAAUAAUCACAUCAAUCAAGACGUACACCAUUUUGAGUCAUUGAGAAAUGAUCCACCAAGAAUUUCAGGUUGUUUAAGGGCAUGCACAGCGCUUAACAUAAUUCAGAUACAUGGAGACGAGGAAAUAUCUCGCCCAUGAUGUUGCAAUGCAAGAACAGCAACAAUGAAGCCUUUUCGCCUUUCAAAGUUUAUGACCACUCCACCAUCAAAUGAGAGAAAGCUUCUUAAAAAUUUAGAGGCGAUCAACGCUACCUCGGAGGAUUCCAAGAAAUCCCGGGUGAAACAUCAAAAGGUUAAGACGGGAUGCUAUACAUGCAAGUAUGCGAGGCUUAUCCCCAUAUUACAAUGUCGUACAUCGAAAAUACUAAAAUAACUUGAGCUGAUUACCGAAUUUCUAGAGCACGCCGAGUCAAAUGCGAUGUAUGUAAUAUCUUGUCGGCUGAUCAGUCGAAGCAUCUAACGGCAAUUCCACCACUCCCUGAGAAGGCGGAUGUUAACGAAUAUUAGGAAACAAAACCUUCUUGCAAACGGUGUAAGAAGACUGGAAUACAAUGUGAAGGGUACCCAUCAUACGUUGCCCAACGAUCCUCUCGAGAGCGCACCAAUCCAAUGGACUUGGUAGAAUUCCCUUCACAGUCACGACCAACGAUUUUUUAUAUACCAUGCGGCCCUAUACUAGGAAGCGAACAAGAUUCUCAAUAUUUUCGUUAUUUCUGCGAAACAUUCGCAGGCGAUAUCGGUAGAUUGUUCAACCGAUCAGUUUGGGAACGAUUGAUUCCCCAAGCAAGCGAAUCUGAGCCGUUCGUUGGGCAAGCUCUGGUUGCCCUUGGAGCCUUUAGUAAAGGGCGCACAACAAAUGGUAUAGAGGCGUCUUUACACCGUCAACAUGGCCUUGACCAGUAUGGUAAAGCUCUCGUCGGAAUGAGACAAGCUCUAAACGGAAGCCGUUACAAUGCUCGUAAAGCACUCAUUGCUUGUCUACUGGUGUAUUCGAUCGAAAGUAUACAGGGCCAUCUUGCCACAGCCGCUUCUCAUGCUGCUAGUGGAGAAAGCCUCCUUCAUGAAAUUAUGCUCGACCGAAAAAACAAGAGCCGUCAUCCCUUCAGCUGCCAGCAAGAUAGUACCAUUGACGAUGACCUCUGCAGGGCCUUCUCAGAUCUUGACCUUCAGGCCCUCUGCGUCAUUGAUCGUCGAUCAUCAAAGCUGCACAAGCAACGAACUCGUGAUUUAGAUCAUUUGCUGCUAUCGAUGCCUUUAUCAUUUUCAAAUAUCAAAGAAUGCCACGAUUGGUGGCAGAUUAUUUUGCGAAGAAAUUUCCAUUGGAUCGCAACGGCACGAAAAACUAUACUUGAGGAAAGGUCAAGGAAUGGCGAAAGCCCGAUAGUCGACUUGCCGGAUGAUGAAGGACUAGAUCUCAGAGAUGAGAACUGCUCAUGGACUUCUGUUGCAGUUAUACGCAGUACUAACCCGACCCUGAGAAAGGACUGUGCUACAUAUCUUGAUGACAUUGCGCGCUGGGAAAGUAUUGCAGCACCGUGGAUAGGGAAAGGAUUACGCGCUCCCGAAGAUUCCCGUGAAUUUUUGGCAGCAUGCCUUGCGAAAAUACAGGUGGCUAUGAUGAUGAUACAAGUAUCAAGUGUGUUUAUUGUCGAUGCCUCUGAAUGGGAUGACUACCUUGCGGAGUUUAAUACAAUCAUGACAUAUGUGAUGAAACUCCGCCGGCGUAUAAUCCAAGGAGAGGGGAAGUAUCAUUUUGACUUUGGGAUAAUACUUCCAAUGUUUAUGGUCGGAUCUCAUUGUCGGAAUAGACUACUAAGGAGUCAAGCGAUUGAUAUUCUCAAGGAAGCGAAAGGAUAUCGAGAAGGCAUUUGGGAUUCAGAUGCCUGCUCACGAGUAACCGGAUUCGCGCGAGAUGUAGAAGAGGAAUGGGCUAAUGAGAGUGGAUGGGUUCCUGCAGAGAGACGAUUUACUAUAACAGGAACAAAAGUCAUAGUUGAUAAGGAAAAAUCAUUGCACAUAAGUGGAUAUCAAAAGAAUGGGACUUUAAAAGGGAAAGGGGAUUUCAAAGAAGUAUAUAUAACGUGGUAAUUGAUUGCAUAUAGAAAUAGCAAUUGAUCCUCUUCAAGGCGUCGUACUCUUCAUCUGGCCUGAACCCGAAAGUGUUUGCUUCGCAUAGCAUGCCCUAUAGGCUUUUGGCACAACGGACAGACUUUCUGCAUGAGAAUCAUGUUGUGCCACUUUCCUUUACAUCCGCUGUAUACAGAGUACAAAUUCGAGCGUGUGGCCCAGCCUAGGCAACUAAUAUCAUAUGGACGAAAUGGGGAUCCUUGACACGGGGCGACAACGCAUGUGGCAACUUAAUUUGUGACAGCCGCGAGCGAUGCCAUGAUCAAUACUUCAGUAAAUAUUCCAAUCCAUGAACGUUACCUAGUGGGUAGAUAUGCAAGAAAGAGAUGAAGAG
Sclerotinia trifoliorum is the source of this 2506-nucleotide messenger RNA. The record is from the annotation of a GenBank genome assembly. NCBI's taxonomy places the organism in Eukaryota, Fungi, Ascomycota, Leotiomycetes, Helotiales, Sclerotiniaceae.